This is a messenger RNA of Solanum tuberosum (potato), 1435 nucleotides long. Its product is annotated as caffeoylshikimate esterase. The record is from RefSeq and is a predicted model, not a curated record. Lineage: Eukaryota; Viridiplantae; Streptophyta; Magnoliopsida; Solanales; Solanaceae. The transcript has 2 exons. Bases 86 to 1039 code for a protein of 317 amino acids.
UGAAAAACCAAAAAAAAAAAUUGACCACUCAUUUUUGUUGUUCUCUCUUCUUCACAACCAAAGAGAAGAAAACUCAUUUGCUAUAAUGGAGGAAGAGCAAAACAAAUCUCCUCUCCUCCAUUAUUGGGGAAAUACUCCAGAAGAAGAUUACUAUACUCUCCAAGGUAUCAAAUCUACUAAAUCUUUUUUCACUUCACCUAGAGGUUUAACCCUUUUCACAAGAUCAUGGUUACCCCCCACAAAAACCCCACCUAAAGGUAUCAUUUUUAUGGUCCAUGGCUAUGGAAAUGAUACCAGUUGGACAUUUCAAGCAACCCCAAUUCACUUAGCUAAAAAGGGUUUUGCUUGUUUUGCUCUGGACCUUGAAGGGCAUGGCCAAUCUCAAGGUCUUAAAGCUUAUGUACCUAAUCUUGAUUUAGUUAUUGAUGAUUGUUUGUCUUUUUUCAAUUUUGUUUUGACCCAAAAUCCUGAAUUUCAAGAUUUGCCUAAAUUCCUCUUUGGUGAGUCAAUGGGUGGUGCAAUUUGUCUUUUGAUUCAUUUUAUAAGACCUAAAGAGUUUAAUGGUGGGAUUUUGAUAGCCCCCAUGUGUAAAAUCUCUGAUAAAGUGAAACCCAUAUGGCCAGUUGCUCAGUUCUUGACAUUAGUUGCAAGAUUUGCACCAACUUUGGCUGUUGUACCAACAACUGAUUUGUUGGAAAAAUCUGUUAAAGUACCUGAAAAAAGGAUUAUUGGUGGGAGGAAUCCUAAUAGGUAUGUUGGAAAACCAAGAUUGGGUACUGUUCUUGAGCUUUUACGUGUGACUGAUUAUGUUAGUAGCAAACUAUGUGAUGUGAAUAUGCCAUUUUUGGUGUUACAUGGGAGUGCUGAUGUUGUUACUGAUCCAGAAGUGAGUAGGGAAUUGUAUAAAUUGGCGAAAAGUACAGACAAGACACUGAAAAUUUAUGAUGGUAUGAUGCAUUCUUUGUUGUUUGGAGAGACUGAUGAAAAUGUUGAGAUUGUUCGUGGUGAUAUAUUGGCAUGGUUGAAUGAUAGAUGCUGAGAAGGGGAGGAUCUAGAGGAGCUGAAUGGGUUCGUAUGAAUUCGUUGCUGGAAAAUCACAAUAUAUAUACAAGGUCAAAAGUACUUAUUAGAAUGAUGUAGGUUGAAUUAUCUCCAUCAAGUUAGUCGACUCAGUAGAAGAAUGAAAUAGAUGGGAUCUGAGAAGGAAGUGACAUCCAACUUGGGAAGCUCGAUACCACUAGUAAGAGGAGUGACCAAAGGACGAGAAACAAGCAUAGGUGGUUGUGAUCUAUGCUAAAUUCUUCUUCGAAGAAACAAAUGGAAAAGGGAGUGCUUGUAUUGUGAUUUUCAUAGUUGCAAGAAUUUUUUUUUUCUCAAGAAACAGCUCCCUCUUCAAAUAGAUUGAUAUAUCAUGGUUGCAUUUUUCCCAACAAAA